AUGGAACCAUCUCUUUCGCUAAAAUGGCUAGAAAUCGAGCGAGUCUCUGGUCAGAGGCCGCAGCUCAAAGGAGACGUACUGUCCAUGAGACAGCAAUAUAAGGUAUUCACAGACGAAGCCAACAGUUCUUGUACGAAGUCUUCAAAUCUCAGUAUUGAGGAUAUAAAGAUCACGCCUCAUCUGACAGCUAGGGUGUACCGCCCAAUUAUGUCGGAAGGAAGUCAGCCACUGCCCGUUGGCGUUUAUUUCCACGGCGGCGGUUGGUGCUGUGGUGACUUGGACGCGGAAGAUCCUUUCUGCCAACUCGUUGCCGAGAAUUUGCCUUGUGUCAUUGUCUCGGUGGAGUAUCGGUUGGCACCUGAAUACAAAAAUCCAACUCAGCUCGAGGAUGUUCUUGAGGGCUGGAACUGGGCAUUCAGGAACGCUUCGAAGCUGAAAGGGGAUAGCCAGAGAUACUUUGUCAUUGGGCAAAGUGCUGGAGGUCACCUCGCUCUUGCUCUAGUAAACAAGCUCGUCUACUUGGAUCGCCAGGGGGAGGUCCGUGGUAUAGCAGCCUUAGUGCCGGUUGCUGCUCAUCCGGAACAUAUCCCUGCUGAGUAUAUCGAUAAGUAUCGGUCAUUCAUAGAUUGCGCAAACGCGCCAGUUAUUACAGCCCCUGCUGUGAUUGAAUUCUUUGAUUCGGUGGGAGCCAGUCCACAGGACCCGGAUUUCUUCGUCAUAAACAGCGCCACUCUCGACAGGUUUCCUGCAACAUACCUUGCCGUUUGUGAUGUUGAUCCCAUUCGUGAUGACGGGUUAAUAAUUCAUGACGCUUUGAAUAAGGCCGGGGUUCCAACAAAGAUCAAACACUAUGUUGGACUACCCCACAUUUACUGGGCUUUCGGAUGCCCCGCUCCAAGUGGGACCUUUUUGGGUGAUGUACUUGAUGGCAUUAACUUUGCGAUCAGUUAA
Molecule: messenger RNA, 951 nt
Organism: Penicillium argentinense
Lineage: Eukaryota; Fungi; Ascomycota; Eurotiomycetes; Eurotiales; Aspergillaceae
Product: alpha/beta hydrolase
Exons: 6
Coding region: 1-951 (316 amino acids)
Molecular function (GO): hydrolase activity
Source: RefSeq, a predicted model, not a curated record